CCAUCUUGACGGAUCGAUCGAUAGUAAUAUGUGUUAGCAGAAAUCUCAUUCCGCACGGAAAAUUUGAUAUGCCGUUGCCAAGACAAUAAUGCAGCAGUCUUUAUUAAGAUCGAGUUAACCCAGGAAUAUUUGAGUCCUGAUAAACCAGAGGUGCAACCAUAUGGGUGGCAGUAUCUACUGAUGCACCUUUCUACUUGGCUGUCGACGUAAACAGAAAGACACAAGCAGAUGACAGGUAUAUGCAGCCUAAGAUAAGGUGGAAAGCUGUAAAGCGCAAAGGCGGUAUAAAGUGGAGUCCGCGGUUAAGCUGCAGAUCCGACGUGACCAGGCAAUUUCGCUGGGGUAACGCGCAGUCGGCCAGUCAUUUGAGCAGAGCUUAUUUCAGAGAAUGACGCAAGAAGGGGCCUCUGACAAGAACGAUGGUUACAUCAAGAAGAUGCUUAAAUUUGUCUCAGGAUGCGACUGGUGUGAACGCUGCUGCGACUGCUGUCUCCCACAGACCCCCAACGUCAAAGUUACCAAACAGGACAUCCAGUACGUCACCGUCAGAAGACCCAUUUCAAAAUCACUAUCCGAAGACAGUAAUGAUGAAGACAGCACGGGGAGCCUCGGCAGUCUAAGAGAACGAGUCGGGAUAGAAUUGGAAAGGGAAAGGGAAAAGGAAAGGGAGAGGGACAAAUUCCGGACGGAAUCUGUGAGUUCGAGUAAAUCUCGGCAUGAUUCGUCAAGCUCUGGGUAUGGUUCAGAGUACUCUGUGCCAAGGAGGUCCAGUGUUACGCCUGUGAUUGAGAUGAAACCUAUAGAAUUCUGGGCAGCCAGAGAAAAUGUCCAGCCCCGCUCUCCUCGAACUAAAAUGCCCAGCACUAGUGAAUUUAUGGAGAGCUUCAAUAAAGAUCUUUACGAAGUCGUUGAAAACCAGAGCGAAGAAAGUUUAACAGAUGAAGAGAAACUCACUCGGUUUCAAUUAGGACAGAUUCGCUUUAGCCUACAGUAUGAAAUACCCACAAACACCCUCAUGGUGAAACUCAUAGAAGCCAAGGAAUUGCCCCCGCCAUACUUUUUGGACGAAUCCAAAAUCGACAUGGCGCGUUCUAAUCCGUAUUGCAAAAUCUGUUUGCUGCCAGACACAAAGAACUCCCAACAGUCGUCCGUGCAAAGGAAAACCCAGAAUCCAGUGUGGGAAGAAGUAUUUUCGUUUGAAAUUCCAUACAAAGAACUCCAGAACAGGACGCUACAGAUCCUGUUAAAAGAUUUUGAUAAAUAUUCACGUCACUGUAUUGUGGGUCAAAUGCAACUGCCCCUGUGUAACACAAAUCUCGUGAAAGGCCUUCACAUGUGGAAACCCUUGGUGCCUGGGCCUAAGGAACACUUGGAACUAGGAGAAAUUCUUAUUUCUCUAACGUAUCUACCAAGUGCUGGCAGACUGAACGUGGAUAUAAUUAAAGCCAAACAACUUAUACAGACUGAUCUCGUCGGAGGUUCAGAUCCGUUCGUGAAAAUCAGCUUACUGCAUUACGACAAGCUAAUUAAAACGAAGAAAACAACUGUCAAGAAAAACACUAUAGAUCCUGUUUUCAACGAGAGUUUCAGCUUCAACGUGACACCCCAACAGCUAGAGAACACAAACCUGGUCGUUUCGGUUUGGGACUAUAACUCCAAGAGUAAGGAUGAUUUUGUAGGCAGGGUCGUCAUAGGCAAACAUGCAUCUGGCCCAGAACAGGUGAUGCAUUGGAACCGGAUGAUCCAGUCUCACCGCUCUACCGUCGCUAGUUGGCAUGCCUUGAAGACAAGGGAAGAGUGUGACCAGCUGGCGCCGGCUUCUAUCGCAGUACCAUGAACACAAGGCCCCCCAGUUCAGCGUUCUUUUAAUCGCUGUGAGAAAUAGUCCCUUGAUAUUGUUUAUUCCGCGACUGAGUUAUACUUAUGUAUUUCUCUCAUACAGACUACCACUCAUAGUUGACGGUAUCAAUAAUAUAUAUGUAUAGAGAGUAGGUCUAUGUGGCGAGUUCGAAUUGUGCGUAAAGCAGCGCGCACACAAAAAUAUUUCAUCUCUCGAGAUGUGGGUCGAUUUGUCUCAAUGUAGACGUGUGCACGGUCUAGAUCUUACAAGUAUCACAUAUACAUAAGUGCAAAAUACCAUUGAGUCACACAUUAAAGACCAUGCACUAUAACGCCAUAUCAUAUGUUUCAUUAUGUUUCAAAUGCAAGCUUGCAUAGCAUAAAAACAUCGAGUUUACAAUAGACAUCGUCUACCAGAUUGAUGGACCCCCUCUCACAGGCCUAAGAAGCAACCUAAGAUAUGAGGUACCUACUCGAGGCAUUGAUUCGUUGGUCAGCCUUGCCUUGGACAUAAUAACGUUAUUAUGUCCAAGGCCUUGCCAAAUAUAAGUGUUACCUGUAGUGCUGUGCCACUAAUAUCUGUUAUACAAGGCGACUAGCAGUUUUCCUGAAACUAAUUAGUGCGAACGGAUUAUCCAGAUUAGCCCACAUGCAACAACAGUGAAGUGCGUGUGAAUGUAACCUUAAAUACGUGUAUAAUUGCCAAGCGCAUGAAAAACGAAGAAAAAGUAAGGGAGUUCUCUCGAAUAAUCGUAACUUAUUAACCUCUGAAACUUUCUGUAUAUCAGAUUUUUCUUUGCAAGUUAGAGAGAACUGCCCAAUUGUACAAAUAAUUUUCCACUGCAUUCAGGAAAAUGGCACAUCACCGCCACAAAACAUAUAAUUAAUUUGACGAAUUAAUCUGGAGUAAAUAUCCUAUGUACACGAGAACCAUCUUGCCAACAAGUAAAAAUGCAUACUGUUAAGUGGAUGCUACAUGUAUUUCCCUAGGGUUGUGAAGGUGUUCUUGAUAGGAUAACAGAUUUCAUUUAGUUUAUGGCACGAAGGCGUAUGAUUAAGUUUUCAACGAUCACAUAUGUAGCAGUGCUGCAUCUCUGUCACUUAUGUUAAAAGCUAUAUGUGAAUAUGACGAAGGGGGAUAUUGUCAGAAAUGUUAUAGAGCCACAUUCAAGCUCAAUCACACACACACUCAAACGGGCAAUGGCACACACUACAUCAUCAAAGAAUUGUCAAGUCAGUCCGUUUGGUUUUCAAAGCUGUUGAAGUACACACAAAUAAGUAGUCCAAUGAUAAACAGCAAGUUUACAUUAGCUUUACAAGUAAUGGUUUAAAUGAUGGAAGUUCAUUGUAGCCAAGACAACUUGGCCGACGAUUCCUCAUCGACCGUAGAACUUUCCGACUUCAUCUGCAAUUGAAUUGUUCGGAUUGAAUUGUGCAUUGAGUGUAUUACUAUUAGGUAUAAGCAAAUGAGUAUUAUAUAUAAUGAUUAUAUAACCAUCACGGUUUAUAGUAGUAGUAGUAUUCUAUUCAACAUGUAAUUACUACUGCUAAUAUCAACAGUAGUAGUAGUAGUAGUAGUAGUAAAAAUAUUCCAUACAAUAUAUUACGUGCUUAAUACUGUGAUUAGACAUAAAAGUAAAUAUGUACAGUGAAACGGACUGUUUACUGAUCUGCAAAAUCAAAUAAGGAGUGUGAGAUAUUUGCAUGAGUACAUUAUAAAUACUGAUAUCAAUUAUUCCUCUGUAUGUAUGAUAUUGUGUGAACAUUGUUAAACGUCACAUGAG
This is a messenger RNA of Lingula anatina, 3623 nucleotides long. Its product is annotated as synaptotagmin-17. Gene Ontology annotation, molecular function: phosphatidylserine binding; SNARE binding; calcium-dependent phospholipid binding. Gene Ontology annotation, cellular component: plasma membrane; exocytic vesicle. Lineage: Eukaryota; Metazoa; Brachiopoda; Lingulata; Lingulida; Lingulidae. The record is from RefSeq and is a predicted model, not a curated record. Gene Ontology annotation, biological process: calcium-ion regulated exocytosis.